This is a messenger RNA of Acanthamoeba castellanii str. Neff, 2094 nucleotides long. RefSeq names its product GTPase of unknown function subfamily protein. Lineage: Eukaryota; Discosea; Longamoebia; Acanthamoebidae. The coding region runs from base 1 to 2094 and encodes 697 amino acids. Gene Ontology annotation, cellular component: cytosol. Gene Ontology annotation, molecular function: GTP binding; GTPase activity. The transcript has 12 exons. Gene Ontology annotation, biological process: ribosomal subunit export from nucleus. The record is from RefSeq and is a predicted model, not a curated record.
AUGCCGAAGAGAGGAGGAAAGAGUCAUGGAGAGCUGGGUCGUGCCAUGGUGCGCGACAAGGAUAGGAAGCGGAGGGCCGCCCCCACCACACACGACAAGAUCAACUUCUAUCCGACAGACAUCGAAGAGACCCAGAAGAAGAAUGAGCUCAACAAGCUCAACUCCCUCACGCAAACCAGCGAUUUGGGCGAUUUCCUUCUGCAAGCCGAUCUCGCGGAGAAGGAGUUCUUUGCCGAGAAGCAGAACGUGGUCAUUCUCACCACGCAAUCGUACACAGUACGCACGCAGGCCACGGCCAAGCAGCUCGAACUGCAGCUCAAGCACGCCAACGACCUCAAAAUCCCGCGGAGACCUGCCUGGGAUGCCACGAUGACGCCUCUGGAGCUGGAUCACAACGAAAAGCAGUGCUUCCUCGAGUGGCGCAAAACGCUAGCCACGCUGGAGCAGCAGGAGGACCUGGUGCUCACCCCCUUCGAGAAGAACCUCGAGGUGUGGCGUCAGCUGUGGCGCGUGGUGGAGCGGUCCAACGUCAUCGUUCAGAUCGUGGACGCGCGUAAUCCGAUGGUGAUGUGUACAGAUUUGGACAAGUACGUACAGGAGGUCGACCCCGCCAAGAAGAGCCUGCUCCUGGUCAACAAGGCCGACUUGCUCACCACGAAACAGAGGCUCAUGUGGACGAGGUAUUUCCACUCGAAGGGGCUCCACUUCCUGUUCUGGUCGGCCAACUACGAGAAGCUGAGGCAGGAGGAGCGCGAGGCCGAGCUGAAGAGGCUGGAGCUGGAGGAGGCCGGCAUCAUCGACGCCGAGUCGAAGCCCGCGGUCAGGCACCGACAGCCGCGACAGCCGCAACCGGAGGAGGAGAGCUCGGAGGAGGAUGACAACGAAGAGGCCGAGACCGAGGCCGAGGAGGGCCCUCUAUCCAAUGACGAGGGAGGCAACGCCGACGCCGACGCUGCCGCCAACACGGCCGAUGGCGAAGAAGAGGGAGAAGAGGAGGAGGGAGAGCAGCAUGAGGAGGUGCAGUUGACCACCAACGAAACUGUCGAGGCAACGACCACCACUACGACGACCACGUCGGCCGAGGCUAACGUCGAAGCUGACGUCGAAGCUGAGAAGAAGGCGGAGGCGGAAGCGGAGGAGGACGGUCUGUCCGAGGAGGAGGUGGAGAAGCUCGCCAAAGUCCACGGCAUCGACGAGCUCUUGGAACACAUCUUGAGCUACUGCCCGCCCAAGGAGAAGGGAGGCGGAAUCACGGUGGGUAUGGUGGGCUACCCCAACGUGGGUAAGUCGUCGACCAUCAACGUGCUCUGCGGCGAGAAGAAGGUCAACGUGUCGAUGACCCCCGGUAAGACGAAGCAUCUGCAGACGAUCAAGCUGAGCGACCAGAUCAUGCUGUGCGAUUGCCCGGGUCUCGUCUUCCCGUCGUUCCUCACCACCAAGGCCGACAUGAUCUGCAGCGGUCUGCUCCCCAUCGACCACAUGCGCGACCCCAGGCCGCCCACCGCUCUCGUGUGCGAGCGGAUACCACGCAGCAUUUUGGAGGGUACCUACGGUAUCAUGCUGCCCAAGCCAACCGAAGAGGAGGAUCCGAACCGCGUGCCGACGCCGAGCGAGCUGCUCAAGGCCUACGGUCGCAUCCGAGGCUUCAUGACCGUUCACGGUUCUCCCGACGAGUCUCGCGCUGCACGAAUCAUCCUCAAGGACUAUGUCUCUGGCAAGCUCCUGUACUGCCACCCCGUGCCCGGCAAGGAGAAGGAGUACACGCAGUGGUGGGACGAGGAGAACGCGCGCGAGCAGUACAAGUCCUUCGGCUGGGACGUCAAGGAGACCCUCAGGCUGCCCACCGAAGAGGACACCGAAGCCAAGAGCGGCCAUGUGUCGUAUGAUGAGAGGCAGAACCAGGUGCUGGCCCACUCGGCGGGCCGGCGGAAGGGCAAGAAGGGCUUCACGCGCGUCCAGAACACGUACCACUCGGUGGUGCCGGUGCGAAAAAUCGCCCAGGCCCAGAUCCACGCCAUCCAGCAGCGCCACAAGGCCGCCCAAGCUGCCGCCCAGGCCCAGGCCCAGGCCGCCGCCAACCAGCCACCCCAGUAG